Molecule: messenger RNA, 3421 nt
Organism: Python bivittatus (Burmese python)
Lineage: Eukaryota; Metazoa; Chordata; Lepidosauria; Squamata; Pythonidae
Source: RefSeq, a predicted model, not a curated record
GUCAUUCGUUUUUUGAUAAGAAUUGAUGAGGAGCCUGAAAUUGACAUCAAUGAAACAGAUACUUUGUGGGGAGAAACAGCUUUGACCGCUGCUGCCGGGAGGGGAAAACUGGAAGCAUGUGAGCUGCUACUCGAACAUGGUGCUCUAGUCACAAGACCUAACAGGAGAGGGAUACCCCCACUUUUCUGUGCUGUGCGUCAGGGACACUGGCAGAUAGCAAAGCUUCUAUUGGAACAUGGUGCUGAUAUAAAUUUAAGUGACAAGCAAAGCAGGACACCACUCAUGGUGGCAUCUUGUGAAGGACAUCUGAGCACUGUUGAAUUUCUAAUCUCUAAAGGUGCUGACAUUUCAUUACUGGACAAGGAAGGCCUGACAGCAUUGAGCUGGGCUUGCCUCAAAGGACAUAAGAAUGUGGUCCAAUAUUUGGUUGAAAAAGAUGCCAAAAUAGGCCAAACGGACAAGAAUGGAAGAACACCUUUGGAUCUAGCAGCAUUCUAUGGAGACUCAGAUAUUGUGCAGUAUUUAGUAGAGAAGGGGGCAGUAAUUGAACAUGUUGAUAAUAGUGGAAUGCGCCCACUGGACAGAGCCAUCGGAUGUCGAAAUACAUCAGUCGUGGUCACCCUGCUUCGAAAAGGAGCCAAGUUAGGAAAUGCAGCAUGGGCCAUGGCUACUUCAAAACCUGAUAUUCUGAUUAUCCUUCUACAGAAGUUAAUUGAAGAAGGAAACAUAAUGUACAAAAAAGGGAAGAUGAAGGAGGCAGCACAGCGGUAUCAGUAUGCCUUAAGGAAGUUUCCUCGAGAGAGUUUUGGAGAAGAAAUGAAAGCUUUCAAUGAACUCAGGGUUUCCUUAUAUCUAAACUUGUCAAGAUGUCGCAGAAAAACUAACGAUUUUGGCAUGGCGGAGGAGUUUGCUACCAAGGCGCUUGAUCUCAAACCCACCUCCUAUGAAGCAUAUUAUGCUAGGGCAAGAGCCAAGAGGAACAGCAGGCAAUUUCAGGCAGCCCUCACGGAUCUGCGAGAAGCCAUAAAGUUGUGCCCUGGAAACCAAGAAAUCAAGAGACUGCUAGCUCGAGUUGAAGAGGAGUGCAAACAGCUCCAGAGAACUCAGCAACAAAAGCAGCAGUGUUUUCAGGCAAUGCAGCAGAGCAACGACUCUGACUAUGAGGGUGAAGUACUUGUGCAGGAUCACUUCAGCCUGGAAGAGAUAAAAGAGGAGGAAUUUUUGUGUGAACAGAAACCUGGUCCAGCUAGACCAAGAUUGCCACUUUCCCAGGCUUCUUUAUCUUGCAGUAGAAACCCUCAGGAAGGUACCCAGCAGAAAUUUAGGCCUGUAUCUCCUCCAAACAGAGCCAGCUGUAAAUAUUUGCGAGAGCCUGGCUUGUCUAUGCAGCCCACGAAACAAGCUCAGAUAGUAAAAACCAAUCAGCAUCUGAAUUCUGUCCAGUCUGGAGCAAGACCUAGUUCUAGUCAGUCUGGCACAAAGGUUCAGCCUCUCCAAUAUCUUCCUCCAAGUCCUGUGACUUCCAGACACCUUAUGAAUCCAAACAAAGCCCAGCACUUGGAUGGGGCACACACAGUAUCGGCAGGCAGUAGCUGUGCACUCUUCAGUGAAAGAUUAGCAGCUGGCCAGAUUCCCUACUUGCAGCACAGUGACAAAGGAUCUUCUCACUCUUUCAUGAGUAAGUCCAAAACACAUGAGAAGCUGACUGUGCAUCCUCCUCCAUCAUUAAGUCAAGGAACUGGUGAAUUAAGGCAGCAAAGUAGUGCCAGUUCACUUUCGGUCAGCAUGGUACCUUCCACUUCAACAAGCAGCUUGUCUUCUAGCAGCAGCUUUUCUGAGUGCAUGGUAGGACAAAAUCCAGACACUCGACUCAAGGAGAACAAAGCUGGUCAAGCUCAGAGUGGAUCAGUAGAACACCGGUCUCGCAGUAUUCCAUUCAUGGGGAUCAUGGAUAAAACUGUACGCUUCCAACAGCAGCAGAUGAACCCAUUAAAUCGCAGCUGGCACAGCCAAGCUACAGAAGGGGUCCUGAAGAGUUCUGGGGCAACUUUAUCUGCAAGCUGUGAGUUUUCUUCCAAACCACCAAGCAACUCUGCAAAUCAGGGUUCAACUUUCUCUUCCUCUUCCAUAAUAGUAGGAGACAAUGUCCAAAAUGGAACUCAGUCUAAAGAACUUGAGGAACUAAAGCACCAAGCAUCUGCCAGCCCACAAGAUAACAGGAUAGGUAAGCCAGUGGCUCAUUUAUAUCAGGAAGCUCUCUCCAAACAGCAUUCUCAGCUUAAUAAAGACAUUCAUUCAAGUCACAUCACUUCCGCAAAACCAAAGCGAUCUUUUGUAGAAUCUAACGUAUGAUUUGCUGUUUUAUUGCAAAUUAAUAACAGGGAUGAACCACGGCUUUUGGUUGUGCAAAAUUUACUGCAAUAGUGGCAUAUAGGUUACUGCUAUUAAUCGUAUUUUAGGGAGUAGUAAACAACAAUGUGAUCUCAUAGCUGCAGUAUGAACAUUAACCCAGCUACUCAUAAUAUCCUAUAGUUUUAAUUGAGAAAUGAGUUCUUAAGCUGUUUGUUAACACAGUUGAAACGUUCCAUCAUUUAUGCCAAACUCUGCAAGUGUGGAUUUAAGCAGCCUUGGGCAGUAUAGCAUACUAAAAUUUUUUCUUUUUUCUUUUAAAAAUCAGCAGUCCUAAGGCUGCAAUGGUAUAUACACUCACUAGGGACUAAGUCCCAAUGAACAUAAUUUACUUCUCAGACAACUAUAGGAUUGUGCUAUAAAACUCACUUUGUACAGUCAUGUAUAUUGUUUAUUGUUUAAAUUGGAUUAAUUUGUGGGAGAUGACGGAGUCCACGGAACAUUCACUUUUGUCCAUGAAUAUUUUCUUAGAAGGAAGACUGUUAUUCUCCCACUUUUGUAAACAUGGCAGGCAUAACUUCUAUCAUCUCUGCAAAUAUUUCAGCAGCCAUAUUUUAUUCCAUGCAAUUGAGGCUGACUAUCAUCACUGCAAGGCAAGAAGUAAAAUUUUGCAUGCAUUUUAUUCAACAUCUUUGUUAUUGCACUGAGUCAUAUGACAAGUUAACAACAUACAAACAGCACUUUACAUAGUUUAUCUAAACAUCUUUUGAGGUGUUAUGUUGGAAAAAGGAAGAGAAAUACAGGUCAUAGAGUAUUUUUAUAGAACAUCCAAUUACUAUCUGACAUAAGCUUACAUAAAGGCCAUUGAUACUUUCCUCAGUAUUGCAGUAGGAAAUAUCUAUUUAAAUUACAAGAUGUUGUUGAGGAGACUAAUUUGUAAGGAUGUUCCUGUAAGUAAUAAAGGCUGGUUAUAUAAGCUGGAAAUUCUGUAGCCCUUUUAACAAAUUAUUCCCACAUGUACAGUAUGUAUGUUACAUUAUAACAACAUCUUCACACUUUUUUUAAAAAAAAA